Molecule: messenger RNA, 4852 nt
Organism: Polypterus senegalus (gray bichir)
Lineage: Eukaryota; Metazoa; Chordata; Cladistia; Polypteriformes; Polypteridae
Product: desmoglein-2-like
Exons: 15
Coding region: 361-3864 (1167 amino acids)
Biological process (GO): homophilic cell-cell adhesion
Cellular component (GO): plasma membrane; desmosome
Molecular function (GO): calcium ion binding
Source: RefSeq, a predicted model, not a curated record
GACUCCCGCUGCACGCAAAACACCUUUCAUCCUGCUGUCUUUCAACAAUUCACCAAUCCUGACUUGCAGUAUAAUGCAGAGUGAUUUGAGCGCACAAUUGGAGAACGGAUGUUUCUGAUUUCGUGAAUUAAUUUCGUAUGCAUUUGCCUGAGGUGAGAUUGAUAUGGGUGUGGACCGAAGAAGAACUCCACGAGGCACCUCCUCAAGCAGAUUUAUAUCGUGAACAAAAGAGAAAAAAAAUGAAACCUCGUUUGUAACAAUCCUUCGGGCAUUAAGCGCAAGGAACUUAUAGAGUUGUCGCGUAAAGGAACUAAGCCCAAGCAGUUUUUAUUUUUGGAUCAAAAGAGAUUUUUUGGCAGAAUGUCUCUUUCUCGCGUUUUCAACAUCGGAUUUCUGCUUAUCGGAUUUCAGACGAUAUUUCCAAGCUAUGGAAAGACAACUUUGGAAACUCUUCAAAUUCAAAAUGGAGAAUUUCUUCAUAACCAGAACAUAAACAAUAAUCAAAGACAAAAAAGAGACCAAAUGACUAUUCCUCCAAUCAGAAUAACUGAAAAUGAAGAUUACACCAGUAAAAAUCCACUCACCAGAAUUCGGUCUGAUGUCCCAUCUGCAAAAUAUUACAAAAUCUCAGGAAAAGGAGCCAAUGAACCACCGUUCAAUGUAUUUGUUGUUAAUGAAAACACUGGUGAAGUGAGCAUUACUGGCAUUGUGGACAGAGAGAAAUGUGCAAUAUAUAGUCUUGUGGGAUAUGCUUUGAAUAGUGUGGGAAAACAAGUGGAACAUGAAAUCAACGUGGUGUUCAUCAUAGAUGAUGUCAAUGACAAUGCUCCUGUUUUCUCAUCACCAGUAUAUUAUGCAGAAGUUCCUGAAUUGAGUACACCAGGCACUGUUGUGUUUUAUCUUAAUGCAACAGAUGCAGACGAUCCAGAUACAAUACAUACUAAGCUUGUUUAUCAAAUACUGGACCAGCAACCAUCAGAUGGUGUUAUGUUCUAUAUUGAAAAAAAUGCAAUCAUGGUAGCCCAGCCCACUCUUGACAGGGAGGAAAUCGAUCACUACACUUUAAUUAUUCAAGUCAAAGAUAUGGAUGGAGGAGAAGGCUUCUUAUCAUCAACAGCUACUGUUCAAGUAGACAUUUUGGAUGUCAAUGACAAUUUACCUAUCAUGGAGAAAGAUAGUUAUGAAGGUAGUGUUGAAGAAAACGCAGCAAAUGUGGAAGUCAUGAGAAUGAAAGCUUUUGAUGCAGAUCUUGAAGGUUCCGCAAACUGGGAGGCAGAAUAUCACAUUGAUUCAGGAAAUGAAGGUGGCUACUUCAGAAUGGAGACUGAUGCAGCAACCAAUGAAGGCAUCCUUAUUCUUCAAAAGGAAAUGGACUAUGAAGAAUUACAAAACCUUCAGCUCGGAAUUAGUGUUCGAAACAAAGCUGCUUUUCACCAAUCACUAGCAAGUGCUAGUGGUUACAAGAGUAAAUCCAUUCCAGUUAACAUCAAAGUGAAAAAUAAGAAAGAAGGUGCUGCAUUUAUGCCAAAAGUAAAAGCAAUGGCUGUCUCGGAACAGAAAGGCAAAAUGGACCUUUCAAAAGCUAUUGGUAGUUAUCGAGCAACGGAUAGGGACAGUGGGAAAUUUGCACAAAAUGUCAAAUACGCAAAAGGAAAUGAUCCAGGUAAUUGGUUGAGUAUUGAUCCAAACACUGCAGAAAUAAGGCUCAAUCAAAUGCCAGAUCGAGAAUCUCCAUAUUUAAAAAAUGGUACAUACACAGCUACAAUAUUGGCCAUAAGUGACGACAUGCCUGCAAAAACUUCAACUGGAACUAUUGCAAUUCAAGUAGAAGAUUUUAAUGAUCACUGUCCCACUCUUACGACUACUUCCACAAAUCUGUGUACAGAUGAGAAAUCAAUUGUUGUCACUGCUGUAGAUCAAGACUUCGAUCCCAAUGGUCCUCCAUUUAAAUUUGCAAUUGUAAAUGAACCAAAUAUCAAACAGAAGCAAUGGACAAUUGAAAAAAUCAAUGAUACCAGUGCAGUGGUUAGGAUACAACAGAAACUCUGGCCUGGUGACUAUAGUAUUAAAUUUAUGAUCGAGGAUCAGCAAGGCAAGAGUUGUGAAAAUGAUCAAGUCUUAAACUUUGGUGCUUGCACAUGUGAUACAAACAAGGUCUGCGCUUCAGUUUUUAAGAAGAGAACAGGAACAAGUAUUGGAGUUGGACCUCUAGCCUUGGUCAUGUUGAUGUUAGGACCCCUUCUACUACUUUUUGUUCCUCUUCUACUGCUGGCUUGUAUUUGUGGUAAUGCUGCUGGUGCAGGAGCCUUUAAGAAAGGAAUUGUUGAAGAUGCAACAGAAGGAAGAUUAAUGAAGAGUGCUUCUGAAGGGAUAGGAGAAGAUAAGGACAUUGAAAAAUUAGUCCACAAAGAGGGAUAUUGGAGUAGCAUAUGGUCAGUACAGAAAGAACGUUUACUAAUGGAUUCUAAUGUGGUAGGAGCAGCUGGAGCAAUGAAUACAGUGAAUAUGAGUGGAGGACAGGUGAUGCAUCAGUCUGGUGGAUCAGUAUAUUCUCAGCAAAUAGAAGGGUCAAUGAACAUUAUGAAUAGAAGAGACGACAUUGCUGUAGGUGGUGAAUUCAUUGAACAGGAAGAUGAGUUUGAUAUUGUGGCUCUACCUGAUCACUUACUAAAAACCUACUACAUGGAGAAGGCAAGAAAUUAUUCAGAAGAGCCAGAGGACAGGAUAUUUAAGUUCAGCACCGAAGAAGACAAAGCCUCUGUCAUUUCUGCUGUUGACAUUUGCAGAGAUAUAGAUGAAAGUUUGGAUAACAACUUUUUGAACAAUUUGGGUCCCAAAUUUAAAACACUUGCAGGCAUAUGCACUGUCAAUGACACUUCUGAAGCUACUUACAAAGACUUAGCAGUUAGUGUUGAGCAAAGUUCUAUGGUAUCUUUACCAGCAAAGCCGAGUGGUGGUUUAAUGUCAAAUCAGAAAAUAUCUACUGUUCAUGUGAAAAGCCAAGUUCCUCCUCCUAUUGUCCAACAGGACGUGUCUAUUACGGAGAAGUAUAGUACUACUACAUCUAAAUCUGCUGUUUCACAGUCUACUGUUUCACAGUCUGCUCUUUCACAGUCUGCUCUUUCACAGUCUGCUGUAAACUUGCAAAAAAAUGUACUAGUUUCAGAUACAUCAUCAUCAUAUGUCCCUCAAACCAUGUACUAUGCCACUACCCCAGUCAUUCAAGCCACUCGAUACAUUGUUGAGCCCCAGAUACAGCCAAAUGUGCUGAUUGCAGAUAGGGGCCAAGCCAUUGUUACUGGUCUUCAUGGACCUGUGAGGGUGGCUGAAAGUCUACUUACACAAAAUGUACUACUUACAGACAAACGAGUGAUCACAACACCAGUUAUUCAGAGUGGUGUAGUAGGAAUCGAUUCAGGUACGUUACAUAUGAGUGAAAUUCCUGUUGCCCAGAAUUUAGUGCUUGUGGACAGAUAUGGUAAUCGCAUACAGGGAGGAGUAGCUGGAUUAGAGCAAGGUACUUUGCGCCUGGGUGAAAUUCAGGGUUCUAAAAAUGUGCUGAUAACUGAGCAGAAAGUAUUGACAGGUGCCAGCGUGCAGAGUAACGGUAUAGGUUUAGACCAGUCAACUUUGCAUAUGAGUGCAGUUCCAAGCUCUCAGAAUGUUUUAAGAGUGGAAAAAAGAACAGAAUCCAUUCCUGUUUUACAGAGUAUGAGGAUUGGUGGGGACCCAGCCAGUGUCCAAACUAAGAAUAUAGUUGUAAAGGAAAAAACAGUGGUUUCUGGUCCUAGCAAGUUGGCAGGAGUGACAGGCUUUAAUCAUGAAAUAAUCCGCAUGACUGAAAGCCUAAAUAAUGUAAAAUGAGAAGGAUGCCUUUUUUAAUCAGAAAAAGAAUAUUGGAUUAAAUACUUAGGAAGACUUGUACAUUUUGGCCUACAAUUUCAGGUUUACAGAUUUUUUUUUUGUAAUGAGAAAAAAAGUAGUGCAAAGUACUACUCUGGGCUAGGCAACUGUCAUGAUUGUGUCCAUAAAUCUAAGUACAAACAAAGCUCAAAGCCAAUGUCACAGUCAAGAAAUGAUUGUGUAAUAUUGAAUUAAUUAGUAUAAUAAGUUGCAUUGAACUAUAAUUAGCGUGUAUAUGAAUGUUUCUAUACAAUUAACCCAGACUGUGCACAGUAUUCAUUAAGGACCCUGCUUCAGCAGGUUAAACUUUAAUAAAUUUAGUGUAGGCUGUAAAGAAUGUGUUAUUUGAAACAUUGUAAAUUCAAUAACAAUUUUGGUUCAUAUUGCUCGUUGGUAUUGAGGCAAUGGUGAGUGUUUUCAAGGGUGGGGAUUAUAUAUUAGUAUUUUUGUCUGUUUUGCUCAACAGUGGCAAGUAAGUAUUGUUUUUUUUUUUGGAACGUGGCACUUUUAAAUGUUAUGUAAAAUGUAAAACUUUUUUUGUGUUUGUUUUUGUAAAUUGUGCAAUACUGUAUUUCACAUAUGAACGAAAAAGCUUAGAGCACUUACAGUUUUAGAGACAGUGUUUCAAAUACUAUUAGAAAUUAAAGCAUUAGGACAAUGUAGACGAGAACAGGGCAUUCGACCAAGCAAAGAUUGCCAGUACUAUCUGCUUAAUUCCUCCAAAAUAACAUCAAGUCUAGUUUUGAACAUCUCUAAAGUCCUACUGUCUACCACACUACUUGGUUGCUUAUUCCAUUUAUCUAAGGUUCUCUGUGUAAAGAAAAAGUUCUUAAUGUUUGUACAAAAUUUACCGCUGUUUCCAACUACGUUCCCGUGUUAAAGUCAUUUUAAAAUAAGAGGCACAAUCCACUGUACUAAUUCCCUUCAUAAUUUUAAACAUUUCAAUUGU